Trichomonas vaginalis G3 is the source of this 426-nucleotide messenger RNA. RefSeq lists its product as uncharacterized. Lineage: Eukaryota; Parabasalia; Trichomonadida; Trichomonadidae. The record is from RefSeq and is a predicted model, not a curated record. The transcript has a single exon. The coding region runs from base 1 to 426 and encodes 141 amino acids.
AUGAUCAGCUUGUUUGCGCCUCACGUAUAUCAAAUUACCCCUCCUGAAAAGAUCUCAAAGAGGACAACAUCCCAAGCCAAUAGAGACUAUGAGAGAGUCAAAGUUAGAGUCCAAAAUGCUGGUUCUAAACUUGAACGUGUAACUUCAUAUUUGGAGACGUUAUUUGGUCCUCAUCUCACAGCGUAUUCACUGCUUAAGCAUGCAAAUGUUCUUAGUGAAAAACUCUCAAUCAACCUUGAUAGAUUGGCAACUAGAAACAGGCAAGCAUUGUUUUGUUGGUUUGCGGAAAACUGGGAAAUCAUUAGACAUUACUUGCCUAAUGUCAAUGAUGUACAUAUCGUUUCCCAUAAACAAACAAAUUUCGAAAAGCGCCAACCUGAACAGAUUGAUGUAACAGAUUUAUCUAAUCUUCUUAACUAUCAUUAG